Patiria miniata (bat star) is the source of this 2442-nucleotide messenger RNA. RefSeq lists its product as uncharacterized. Bases 1 to 2442 code for a protein of 813 amino acids. The transcript has a single exon. NCBI's taxonomy places the organism in Eukaryota, Metazoa, Echinodermata, Asteroidea, Valvatida, Asterinidae. The record is from RefSeq and is a predicted model, not a curated record.
AUGGAUGCCAAAGAUAGUGUUUCUCAAAUUUCACCCAUGAGUAACCGAACAUCAAGUACAGUUCAUGUGAAAGCAGCCGCAAAACGAGCUGAACUGUUAUGUAGGCAACGUCUACUGACAAAGAAACAAGAAUUAGAAUCUAGACAUCUUGCUGUGCAACAAGCUAGGCAACAGGAAGAAUUUAGACUGCAGAGAGAAAGGGAAAACUUCGACCUGCAGGUAGAAAUAGAAGUUUCUGAAGCCAGCAUUAGUGCUAUAGAGCAAUAUGAAGAUGAGUUUGAUCAGAAAAUCAGAUUCAAGUUGCCCGACGAAAUUCCUCAUCCGGCGGCAUGUGCAAGUUCUGUGUUGGGUGAUAGAAUUGAAGCUGGAGCAUCUGAAAAGGUCUCUUCAAAUGAAGAGCCCAACAAGAUUGAAAAUCCUUGGUCGAUACCGCAAGACUUUCAAGUUAAAGUAGAUGAAGUCGAAAACCGGAUGCCAGAAUUGACUCCGCAGGUGAAUAUAGGCCAGCUACACAAAGAUUGUGCUCAGCUGGAUCACCAUGUGCCUGAGCCAACUACAGCACAACGGUAUCAACCACAUUUGCAGCCCAUUUCCGAUAUCGGUGAGCUGACGCAACUUUUGAUCAAGCAACAAGUUAGAGCUGCGUUACCAGCACAACAGAUAGAAACCUUCAAUGGUGAUACACUGAAGUACACAAGAUUCGUCAAGUCCUUUGAGUUCGGUGUCGAAGACAAGACCACAGACGGUAGAGAUAGACUGAAUUAUCUUUGCCAAUAUACCUCCGGAGAGCCCAACACUCUGGUAAGCAGUUGUUUACAUUACCAUGAUGCUGAAGAGGGCUACAGCAAGGCUAAAGAGUUGCUAGCCAAAAGAUACGGCAACAGUCACAAGAUUGCUCAAGCGGUUUUAAACAAAGCCAAUAAUUGGCCUGACAUCAGAGCAGAAGAUGCUACCGGCCUGAAUAAGUUUUCGAUAUUCUUAUCGGAGUGCAAGAACAUGACAAAGUCUGUCAGCGCUCUCAGUGAAUUAAACCACACCCAGAGCAUCCAGAUGUUGGUCGAGAAACUUCCGUACAGACUGCGCAGCAUGUGGAGAAACAAAGUGUAUGAAGUGGAAGAAGAGAAAAAGAGAUGCAUUGUCCUGGACGAUCUGGUGAGUUUCGUAGAUCGACACUCUCAGAUACUCUCCAACCCAACGUUUGGAAGGCUACGUGAGACUCCCCACCUAGGCAAGAAUAACAUUGGAGAGAAGAACAAAAGAGUUCAAGUCAAGAAAGAGGCAUUUGGCACCGCUGUGAAUAGCCAUGCAGAGAAAGCAAGGCAGAAGAAGUCUUGUCAAUUCUGUGGCGGUAACUCCCAUCACGCUACAUUAGAAUGCAUGAAAUUCGCGCAGCUGAGUUGGAAGGACAAGUCGUCAUUCUGUUUCAAACACGGAUUGUGUUUUGGCUGCCUGGGGGUCGGUCAUACGAAAUCAAGCUGUAAACAGAGAGAGUUAAGUAAAUGCAGCAAAUGUCCAGGCAACCAUCCAACAGUUCUGCAUAAUGAUGAGAAAAUCACUAAGACGUCCCACCCAGCGCAGAACUCUCAGACCCAAGUUACAACGGGGUGUGCAGGUGUACUAGGGGCUGGGGCGAAUUUGCACGCAUCUGGCAGUCCUCGAAUGGCUAUCGUACCCGUCUUAGUAAAGGCAUCUUCAAGUCAUGAAUGCAUUGCCACGUACGCAUUUCUAGACAACGGAUGUGGAGCAGUUUUCGCAGACAGCGAGAUUUGCAGAGCACUGAAGGUGAGAACAAGGAAGAGAAGUAUAAUACUGAAAACCUUGAAUUCAGAAGAAGUUGUCGACUCUGCUAUCGUGAUAGAUAGACUCCAGUUGGGAGGGAUGAUAGAGGAGAACAGCUUCAUCGACCUACCUGAUGUGUAUGUCAAGAAUGACAUUCCUGUGUCGCCAGAAGACAUGGUAACGAAAGAUGAUCUGCAGGGAUGGACCCACCUGUCACACAUACAACUACCACAACUGUGCAGCCCAGCGAUUCCAAGGGUAACCCUAAUCAUAGGUAUGAACGUACCAGCUGCUACAACACCAAUUGAGGUCAUCAGAGGCAACUCGGGAGAUCCUUAUGGUGUUAAGACCCCUGUGGGAUGGGUCAUCUAUGGAGUGCCCGGCAGACCCAAAUCCCAACUUGAUGCGAACUACAUCAACGUACUAGAUGGCUUGACCAACCUGGAAGAUCAAUACAAGCACUACAUGAACUUAGACUUCAAUGAAAGGUUGGGUGAAAGCCAAGAUGAAAGUGCACUGUCAAAGGAAGACAUGCGCUUCUUAGACAUUGUCAAAGAAACUACAGAGUUUCAAGGCGGUCACUAUCAGAUGGCACUACCACUACAGCGACCCACAGUAAGAAUGCCUGACAACCGCUCGCUGGCAGAAAAGAGAGCUGUUUAA